UCCAUACAAAAAGACACACCAAACAAAGAAGCCCAAGACAAAAACAAAAACAAAAGCACAUGUUGGCAUCCCUUCGCGGAGCAGUCUCUCCCUCGGAAGAGUUUCCUCCUUCAGUUCCCUUUCCGUCGCGCCAAGGUCGUGUCUUCGUCGAGUGGGACAUCAGUGUAUACAAUGUCAAGAGAAGAACUUGGGGAAGACCUGGAGACGAUAAAGCGCCAGCAAGCAGAAACGCGUCUCAGACUUAGCUUAGCAAAUAGACACAUAAGUACAUUAUAUUCACAGGUGCAAGAUUUGGAGGUGCAAUUCAAAACGGCUAUUAAGCAUAAAAAACACUCGGCAAGGUAUAAUCUACGGCAGAAGCUAGCUGUGAUUAUGGGCCUGAAAAUUGUAUAUCUUAAUUAUUGUGCUGCCAAAUCACAGGAACUAGAAAGGAUUAACCAGACUCUUGAGCGCUUCAUUGGCCGUCAGGAGGAGGCUAUGGACACAGACACAAAUGAGGAGCCUAGUCUUUCCAUGCUCGAGAUGUAAAGUGCUAGCAACUUGAAGAUUUAUUUUAGUGUGUUCUCGUCUAUUUCUGAUGUUUUGCGAUGUGAUUAGGAGGAAGGAAUUACAUGUUUUGUUGUAGUAUAUUUCAAUAUAUAUUUAUUUAUUCUUUGGUGUGUGCUCUUUUUUUCUUUCUUUGUCUUAUGUAGAGAAAUUAGUUGCAAAAAUGGUUGAGUCAGAUAGUGAGUAUGAGGAAGAAGAGACUCUGGUCUUGGUAGAACUUCAUGGAGUCAUUGAUUCCGAGAUUUUUGCACAAGAUUCCUUUGACAAAUUCAAGAUUCUCGCAAUCGAGUCGGAAAGUCCCAUCCUGCAAGUUGAGAACUUCGUCUUCACUGGGGAGUAUGACCACACAAUGGGGACAGCUGUCAUCUUUGAGGAGGAGGAAAAGAAAGUGAAAAAGUGUGAUCCAGUGUUCUGCAAGAAGCCCACCCGGAUGCUCAAGUAUGUAUGCAAAACCAACAAGAAACUCAAUAUGAAACGGGUCUUUGUCUCGGAGAAAUCAGAGGGGAAUGCAGUGAAGUUGAAAAAGGAGAGAAUGGAAGAGGGAGAGAGGGAGGAAGCAAUGGAUUUCUCAGCAGAAGAGGCAUCGGGAGGGCUGGAGCCAGGGAGCGAGCAGCUAGAUGGAGACAGGGAAUACUCAGGUGGAUUUAUAUCAAAGGAAUAAUGUAUAUUCUCUAUUAACAUGUAUGUAUUUCAAACCUUGGCAAUGAACGGAAGUAUUUUAAAGGAAUAUUUCUCUGUGAUUGUAAUUUGUUUCAUGUCAUGUACCAGAGUUUGAGAUGUAAUUUAUUUAUUGUAUCCUAUUUUUAGUUUUGAUUUAAUAAUUAGUAAUAAUGUUAUAUUGCUAAGUGAAAUGUACUCAUAAUGCAGAAAUUCCCAUUGUGUCUUAGCUCUAAUGUUAUUGACACAUGGAGUGCUCUCGGUUUACUUUAAAUACUCUUCACUUCCAUCAUCUUCAUCUUGUCUUUCUUUAAGUUUACUUUCACCCAGAAUAGUUUCCAAUAGUUUCCAAUGUAAACUGUCAGGCUGAAUUAAUGACUAUUCAUUAAAUGUAGUUAUACAUUAUGUUGUCUGUAAGAUCUAAAGUCAUAAAAAUUAGCACUUAC
Messenger RNA from Penaeus vannamei (Pacific white shrimp), 1649 nucleotides. RefSeq lists its product as uncharacterized. The record is from RefSeq and is a predicted model, not a curated record. Lineage: Eukaryota; Metazoa; Arthropoda; Malacostraca; Decapoda; Penaeidae.